Exophiala spinifera is the source of this 993-nucleotide messenger RNA. RefSeq lists its product as uncharacterized. The transcript has a single exon. Gene Ontology annotation, molecular function: mRNA binding; enzyme activator activity. Gene Ontology annotation, biological process: deadenylation-independent decapping of nuclear-transcribed mRNA; positive regulation of catalytic activity; deadenylation-dependent decapping of nuclear-transcribed mRNA. Gene Ontology annotation, cellular component: P-body. Bases 1 to 993 code for a protein of 330 amino acids. The record is from RefSeq and is a predicted model, not a curated record. Lineage: Eukaryota; Fungi; Ascomycota; Eurotiomycetes; Chaetothyriales; Herpotrichiellaceae.
AUGUCGUAUCGACGAUCUGGCACGUCGAGGCGUCAGCAGUCUGUCGACUUUCCUCGCUAUCCGCCAAUGUCUCAGGCGCAAGUUCAACAGCCUCCUGCUCCUACAUCUACUCCUCUUCCUGCGCCCUUACCCGUACCACCCUCACAACCCGCCAUACUCGCCUCCGACUACGAGUCGGACAACCCGGGCUAUCAAUCAGACUAUCCUACAGGACCACCACCUCCCAACCGUACCAAUGAAGAAUUGAAUCUUUCUGUCCUCAAGCGCCAUAACCCCGAGAUAUCGUCCAUUUUAUCAAUCGCACCAUACGCAGUCGUGUACGAAUUCUCGCCUGUCCCACAGCCUGAAUGGACAAAAACGGGAGUAGAAGGGUCUUUGUUCAUCUGUGAACUUGUGUCUGGGAAGUAUGGAGAAGACAGAUAUUCAGCAAUCGUCCUCAACCGAAGAGGUCUGGACAAUUUUGAGGCGGAGCUGCGAGAAGGCGAAAACGCUGGUGUCGAGAUAACAGGCGAAUAUGUGAUUAUCAGUUUCAAGGAGGGCCACGAGCAGAAGAUCUACGGUGUCUACAUAUUCCACGAAGCCGGCUCGUCGACCGAAAAUGCGCAGCAACUAAACGGCGAACUGAUGAAGUCGCUCGCAGAUCAUGCUGGUCUCAGCAAACAAGCUGCUGAAGCCGCGGCAUCUUCUGCCAUUGCGCAGCAUACAGAGGGACAUAUACAGCAAGCAGAGGAUGCUUUGCAGAAUCAACAAGCCACGGCUACUUACCCAGGUCAACAAAUCAGUUUACAGCAGCUGUUUGGCCAACAUCGAGCGUCUGAUGCUGCUUGGAGUGUAAGAGCCCACAAUAUGGACAGUAAUCAGCAAGAAGCCUCACAACCACCUGUCGAUGUCAAUGGCCACCAGAACUUCAACUACCAACACCCACAACCUGUAGCUCAGAAUCCUGAUGUGCUUGGAGACCUCUUUAGAAGAGCAGGUCUUGCAGCGAAAUAA